GCACUAAUUCAUAUAAAACAAUUCAAUAUUCAAAGUUUUAACGGCGAAUGUGAUUAUCCGAUCAUCACUUUCCGAUUGGAUCACAUUCGGCUUUAUAACAUUUUCUUAUUGAUUAUUUAUCCUCCUCCUCUACUUUUUUAAUUCUCCUCUUAUUACCAUAACAUCUCAUCUAGGGUUUUGUUCUCGUUGAUUUUCCUGCCUUGUAGACAUACAAGAUAUCAAUAAUUAAGAUCAAUCCUUUUUAAUAUUGUUUAUGUGCUGAUAAGGAGAAAUCUAUAUAUGGUUGUGUAUUAAUCUCAGGAGGGAAUGAUCAUCUUUUAUUUUUCAUUUUUGGAUGUUAUGAGGGUUGCCUGAACAUUUCCAGAUUCAUUUUCCGGAUUUUUGAAUUUGGAAGCUUUUAAUCGAGUAGACUCGGGGUAUGACAAGAAUAGGGGUAAGGUAUAUCUUACCUUACCCGUACAUCUGACCUUCCUCAGACCAUUCUUCGGGAUGAGACAAACAAUAUCGGAUAACAUACAGCUGCAGUACAAUAAAGUUAUUAUAUAGACACACACACUUGUGUCAAGACUCCAGAACCAUCUGCUAGUUGGAAGGAAGUGAUCUCCAUCUCGACCUGUCAAGCGCUAUACACAGUCACUUGGUCAUUCACCUGAAAUAUUAACCCAAAGAACAACAAUAGAGAGUCGAGUAUUACAGUAGUUGCUGCAUGUUUCGUGGAAGCAUUCACCCUCAUGGCCCUAUUCUUAUUCUGCUGUUUCAGGGGUAGGAGGAAGAAAAUUCACCCCAAAGAUGGACUAAGAGUUGGUUCUCCAGUGAUCCACAAUUCCUUGUCCAGUGUCAACAGUUUUAGCGCCGAAUCUGAAGAUUCACUAGCUGUAGAUUUAGAAGCAGAAGCUCUGGAAGUUUCGCAAGAGGACACUUCUACAAUAUUGCCAGUCCCGCCUGGAAGAGUGCGCGGUCCAACUCCAAAGUUCACUGCAGGUAAAAGAUUUUUUGGUCGCUCGGCCAAUGUCAACCGCUAUACCAUCAAACCUGAUAACUCUCUUACCGAAGAAAAAGUACCAGAAGAAAAAGCAGCAGGAGAAAAAGCAGAAGAAGAGAAAGCAUCUGAAGAAGAAGUAUCAGAAGAAAAAGUAUCUGAAGAAAAAGUGUCAGAAGAAGAAGAAAAGGUAUCAAAAGAAAAAGAAUCAGAACCUACAGACGCUCCACCUCCUGACAGUCCUGCAAAAUUGCCACUUCCGCCUGGAAAAUUGCCACCCCCGCCUGGAAAAUUGCCACCCCCACCUGGAAAAUUGCCACCCCCACCUGGAAGAGUGCCCCCUCCAGCUCCAACAUCUGAUCCAAAAUCUCCUGCAGCCCCAAAACCUGCUCCUCCAGUGCCAGGAUCUGCUGCUACAACUACAGAACCUGCUAGUCGAGGCCCACAACCUGCUGCCGCCUCUCCUCCUCCACCUCCUCCUUCAAACAAUCUUGCGCCUAGAGCUCCUCCACCCCCGAAGAUUGGCCAAGCUCCACCUAAUCCUCCAAAAGCAGGUAAUAUGCCAAAGCCCCCAAACGUUAAAGGUCGUUCUUCCGCGAACAAGGAAACUAGUGACUCUGGCAGUCAGAAAGCAAAAUUGAAGCCGUUCUUUUGGGACAAAGUUCUUGCUAACCCUGAGCGGUCCAUGGUGUGGAAUGAAUUAAAGGCGGGCUCAUUCCAGUUCAAUGAGGAGAUGAUGGAAGACCUAUUUGGUUAUAACAAAGUGGAGAACAAAAAAAAUGACCAUGACAGCAAGAAACAACCGGCCAAGGCCGCUCCAAAAUUUAUUCAAAUAAUUGAUCCUAAGAAAGCUCAAAACUUAUCAAUACUGUUGAAAGCAUUAAAUGUGACAACCGAAGAAGUCUGUGACGCCAUCCAGGAAGGUAACGAGCUUCCUCCAGAGCUCAUUGAGACUCUGUUAAAGAUGGCACCAACAUCACAAGAAGAGCUACAGCUCAGGUUAUACAGCGAUGACAUCUCUAAACUUGGACCUGCUGACCGCUUCAUCAAAAUUUUGGUUGACAUCCCAUUUGCUUACCAGCGUCUGGAGGCUUUGUUGUUUAUGUGUACUCUUCAGAAUGAGUCAUUUUCAAUAAAAGAGUAUUUUGCAGUAUUGGAGGUAGCAUGCAAGGAGCUUAAGAACAGCAGACUUUUUCUAAAACUCCUAGAAGCAGUUCUUAAAACUGGCAAUCGUAUGAACGAUGGUACUUUCCGUGGUGGCGCAAAGGCAUUCAAGCUUGAUACACUUCUAAAAUUAUCAGAUGUUAAAGGAGCUGAUGGCAAGACUACGCUCCUCCACUUUGUUGUUCUAGAAAUAAUUAGAACUGAAGGUAAACGCGCGGCACGCAUAGUAAGAGAGAAUGGUAUCAUGAAUGGCAUCAAAGCAGAAGACCUUAUUGAGGAAACACCGGAAAACCUUUUUAAUCUUGGUCUUGAUGUAGUCUCGAAUUUAAGUGAUGAGCUUGCACAUGUUAAAAAGGCUGCAGUAUUGGAUGUUGAUAUGGUGACAAGCACAGUCGCCAAGCUUGCUCUCUCGCUAAAUCAAUCCAAGAAACUUCUGAACAAUGAACUGAGUGGCUUAGAAGAAGAAUGUGAGUUCCGUCAAACGCUUGCUGAAUUUAUUGAGCAGGCAGAUGGUGAUAUCCUGUGGAUGCUAGAAGAAGAAAAAAAGAUGACUGCUCUUGUCAAGAGCACAGCUGAUUACUUUCAUGGGACUCCAGGAAAAGAUGAGGGAAUGCGAUUAUUUUUAGUUGUUCGUGACUUUUUAGUUAUGGUAGAUAAGGUAUGUCAAGAGGUAAAAAAAUCAGGACUAGAUCAACUGAAGACUCCCAAGAAAGAGGCUCAAAGUGCAUCAACUUCUCAAGCUCAGCAAAAGCAACAGAAGUAGCAGAAGCAAACUUCUCCGCAUGUUCCUAAAAACCUGUUUCAUGCUAUUAAGGAGCAACAGAAGCAUGAUUUCAGUUCAGAUGACGAAAGCUGAUGCAUAUAAGUUUCGGCCCUGACAGGUGGUUUUUGAUUAUCACACAAAUGAGGAACUGCAGAAUGAUGCAAGUUGCAAAACAAUGUAUAGUUCCCCAGCAGCCCAGCUCAGUAAUGACUUCCUUGUACAUAAAUCCACAAAGUUUCUAUGAUGUCUCCUGCUGGGCUGCCUCACGUCAAGCUAUACAUUGCAUUGGUCCCCUACCUGUGAUAGGAGAUAUCAUGGUGGCUUGGGUUUGGGGUGGUUUCUCCGUGGUGUAAUUAGGAGAUUCCUGCGGCGGAAGUAGCACUCUCGAAAGGAAGUCUGGUAGAAUCUUUGGCCCAAGCUCUUCCUAGCUCCAGAAAAAGAAAAGAAUAUAGAAAGAAAGGUGCCUAACUAUACAACUAACUCUCCAGUAGAGUUUUUGUUUUGGACUGUUAGAAAGUGAAUGCAAAUUGGUUAAGUCCAUGGCUUUAGUUUCAAGGUCUAUAAAUUAAAGUAUUGUACCAACUAUUAAGGGGGGGAUGAUGCAUAGACUUUGUCAUAUAUUUCUAUCCUGUUGCCUUUAGUUAUUAUGUGUAGCUUUAGUCUCUCUUUUCUACUGUAAGACUGUUUAUGUUUAUGAUCAUUUCCUAUUCUUUGGAAAGUAUUGGUCAAAGUUUAUCGAAAAUUAAACAUAAAUGCUUAAAACCCA
Molecule: messenger RNA, 3672 nt
Organism: Daucus carota subsp. sativus
Lineage: Eukaryota; Viridiplantae; Streptophyta; Magnoliopsida; Apiales; Apiaceae
Product: formin-like protein 5
Exons: 7
Coding region: 732-2906 (724 amino acids)
Biological process (GO): actin nucleation; actin cytoskeleton organization
Molecular function (GO): actin filament binding
Source: RefSeq, a predicted model, not a curated record